Gastrolobium bilobum is the source of this 2411-nucleotide messenger RNA. RefSeq names its product coronatine-insensitive protein 1-like. Gene Ontology annotation, cellular component: SCF ubiquitin ligase complex. Gene Ontology annotation, biological process: SCF-dependent proteasomal ubiquitin-dependent protein catabolic process. The coding region runs from base 431 to 2209 and encodes 592 amino acids. The record is from RefSeq and is a predicted model, not a curated record. The transcript is spliced from 3 exons. Lineage: Eukaryota; Viridiplantae; Streptophyta; Magnoliopsida; Fabales; Fabaceae.
CCGUCCGAUACUUCCCCUCUCAUAAUCUCCACCGUUCGUUCAGUCCCUCUCCCACUAUGCCUUCCCCUCACUCUCCUCUUUCCUUCCUCUCUGAUUGGCAGGGUUCGCGGUUCGGUACCGAUCCGAUUGGCUCGUCUUCAGUGCAAAAAUCUCUGUUCUAUGGUUGCCCCUGAUUAAAUAACAUCACCCACACCUUCAUCGUGCUCCGAACCUUAUUCUCUUCCUUUCUUUCACCCUCUGAAACACUGAAACCUUUCCACGCCAAUCGGUUUUUCGGCGCCACUCCCACCGUUCCACUCUUCUUGCUAUUUACCCUUUCACACGUGUUACUCAACUCGCUUCUUAAUUCUCUCACGUUUUUUUUCAACCGAUCCACAUCGAGAAGUCAAAAGUUUCGUAACGGUUUCGGUGGGUGGGGGAGGGAGUGUUCAUGGAGGAACAUCGGAGCGCGGGCAGCAGGAUGAGUACGACGUUGUCGGACGUGGUGCUGGACUGCGUGAUGCCGUACAUCGAUGACCCGAAGGACAGGGACGCGAUCUCUCAGGUGUGCCGGCGGUGGUACGAGCUUGACUCGCUCACGCGGAAGCACGUCACGAUUGCUCUCUGCUACACCACCACGCCGGACCGCCUCCGCCGCCGUUUCCCGCAUCUUGAGUCGCUGAAGCUGAAGGGGAAGCCUAGGGCCGCCAUGUUCAACUUGAUACCGGAGGAUUGGGGAGGCUUCGUCACGCCUUGGGUUAAAGAGAUUUCCCAACACUUCGAUUGCUUGAAGUCACUCCACUUCCGACGUAUGAUUGUCAAAGAUUCCGAUCUUCAGCUUCUAGCACGUUCUCGGGGUCACAUCCUUCAAGCUCUUAAGCUCGAUAAGUGUUCUGGAUUCUCCACCGAUGGACUUUACUAUAUUGGUCGCUUUUGCAGGAAUUUAAGAAUCUUGUUUUUGGAGGAAAGUUCAGUUGUUGAGAAUGAUGGUGGCUGGCUCCAUGAGCUUGCUUUGAAUAAUACAGUUCUCGAGGCACUGAAUUUUUACUUGACAGAUAUUGCCAAUGUCAGAAUUGAGGACCUUGAACUUAUAGCCAAAAAUUGCCCCAACUUGGUCUCUGUGAAAAUUACUGAUUGUGAGAUCUUGGAUCUUGUGAACUUCUUUCGAUAUGCAUCUGCUCUAGAAGAAUUUUGUGGAGGUUCCUACAAUGAGGAACCGGAUAAGUACACUGCUGUAUCGUUACCUGCAAAAUUAACUCGAUUGGGUUUGACAUAUAUUGGAAAGAAUGAAAUGCGAAUAGUGUUCCCUUAUGCAGCCCUACUAAAAAAGUUGGAUCUUCUCUAUGCGAUGCUGGAUACAGAGGAUCAUUGUAUGUUAAUCCAAAGGUGCCCCAACUUGGAAGUCCUUGAGUCAAGGAAUGUAAUUGGAGACAGAGGAUUAGAAGUACUCGCUCGCUGUUGUAGGAGGCUAAAAAGACUAAGGAUUGAACGUGGUGAUGAUGAUCAAGGAAUGGAGGAUGAAGAAGGUGUUGUUUCCCAAAGAGGACUGAUUGCUUUGUCACAGGGCUGUCCAGAACUUGAAUACAUGGCUGUUUAUGUAUCGGACAUUACAAAUGCAUCUCUAGAACACAUUGGUACUCACUUGAAGAACCUAUGUGAUUUUCGCCUUGUCUUGCUAGACCGUGAAGAGAAAAUAACUGAUUUGCCACUUGACAACGGAGUGAGGGCUUUACUGAGGGGUUGUGACAAGCUAAGAAGAUUUGCUCUGUAUCUCAGACCUGGGGGAUUGACUGAUGUGGGCCUCGGUUACAUAGGGCAAUACAGCCCAAAUGUGAGAUGGAUGCUACUUGGUUAUGUGGGGGAGACUGAUGAAGGGCUUUUAGAGUUCUCUAAGGGUUGUCCCAGUCUUCAGAAACUUGAAAUGAGGGGGUGUUCCUUUUUUAGUGAGUAUGCACUAGCUGUUGCUGCAACGCGACUGACUUCUCUGAGGUAUCUAUGGGUGCAAGGGUAUGGAGCUUCCCCAUCUGGGCGUGAUCUUUUGGCAAUGGCUCGUCCCUACUGGAAUAUUGAGUUGAUUCCUUCUAGAGUUGUUGUUAAUAAUCAUGUGCAAGAGCCUGUAAUUGUUGAGCAUCCAGCUCAUAUUCUUGCAUAUUACUCCCUUGCUGGGCAAAGAACAGAUUUUCCAGAUACUGUUAUACCUUUGGAUCCCGCAGCAUAUGUUGACACGUAAAGUUGUAUAUACCAUUUUUUUUUUUUCCUAGUCUUUUUUUUCCCUUUCAAAUCUUGUAUGCAAGCGGUUGCUGUGUUUUGGUUAGAGUGUUUCAAUUUUCUCUGCAAUUCCUAGACAGCAGUGUUGUAAUAAGCUUGUUUUUUUUUGUAAUUCCGAUAUGUUUCUACCAACUCGUGCAGCUAGUUCCCUUGUGAAUAUAAAG